Drosophila busckii is the source of this 2089-nucleotide messenger RNA. RefSeq lists its product as uncharacterized. The transcript is spliced from 2 exons. Lineage: Eukaryota; Metazoa; Arthropoda; Insecta; Diptera; Drosophilidae. Bases 17 to 2089 code for a protein of 690 amino acids. Gene Ontology annotation, molecular function: metal ion binding. The record is from RefSeq and is a predicted model, not a curated record.
UAAUCCGAAUACUAAAAUGGAUCUUGAGGACAUUACCGAAGUGCUGUUGCUAUUUGAGCGCAAUUUGAGUAAACUUCAAAACAACAUUAGUGGUUACAAACGUAAAGUAGACGCUAUGCGUCAAACACUCGAGCAAAAUUGGCCGCAUGUAGGACGCUCAGAUAGAAGAAUUUUGACACUUUACGACAGCCUGCUGGGCAGCGUCAGUGAAGUUAACGAGUAUGUAAUGAAAUUAAACUUACACAUUAAGUUAAACCAAUCGACCAUCGAUUUUGAGCACACAGCUGAACAUGAAAAUCAGGAUUUAUGCAGUGUUCAAACAAAGCGCUCCGAAGAUGAUAUUAAUAAUAAUGUGAGCUACGCAGAUAGCUUUCACUCCUCUCCGAGGAGUACGAGAUCAGAAGCAGAGCAAUGUAAAAAUGAAGCUGUGCCGUUAGUUUCGGCCAAAUCAAGCCAAACUGAGUUAAACCAAGAGCUGUCGACAACGCAGCGAAUAGCCACAACAGCUGAGUCCCUGUAUGUGCAACCACAAACAGUAUUGGAGACAUCUAUGCCGCAAGAGAAAGUGCAUGUCAUAUCCGAGAGGAGCAUGCCAAAGCGUCUAACGCGUUUGGUGCCACCUAGUGGUGGUCAACAACUGUCAAGCAAUGAUAUAUAUGAAAAGUUAGUGAAAAACACAUCAUGUUUUGUUAAAGACACUUUUGUUGAGGCUACAGUGGUGUUUCUCAAUAAAUCAGAAGAUUGCAUUUAUGUAGCCAAGUGGGGUAAAGAAAACAUACAGCUGAACAAGUUGCUGGCCAUGCAGCUGCAUCUAAAAGAGCUGCAGCAGUUUCCCAACUUUGGUGAUAUUUUUGCCGUCUAUGAUGCACAAGAGCAGAUUAUACCACGAGUCGUAAUCAAUUCCUACUCAAAAGGCGGCGGAUAUGAUGCCUAUUUAAUUGACUAUGGCGAGCAUAUACACUUGAAUGGCAUGGAGGUUAUUUAUGAGCUAACUGACGAAUUGAAGAAACUGCCAGCGCAGGCUAUUAGAUGCUUUGUAGGUAACUACAACUUAAAUCAUUUGAGUCAAUACGCUUAUCAGAAGGUAUGGCUGCGUGUGAUUGAAAAUACAGCCAACGACUUGGUGGUGGAGCUUCUAAAGGAACCACCGCUACUGCCAGCAGCGGAAACGUCAGCAGACAAAAUGCCAACAGAGACAUGCCAAUUGCAGCAGGCAGCAGAAGCUGAGCACGUUCAAAAAUUAACCCCGGAGCAAGCUGCAUUGCUGGACAACAUUGAACCCUGCACUAGCGAUGCUGUCAAGGCCGUACUUGGAUUUAGGCCUAAGGAUGAUGAACGCAUUUGUCGUCAAUAUGAUCCUAAGAUCAAUGGUUGUUUCAAGGGUGCUAGGUGCAAGCUGCUUCAUGUGCCCCUUGCUGACCAUGACGCUACUAAAGACAUAGAGCCUGUCAAUGCAUUGCCGGAUACCAUUUAUGAAGCGCCAAUUGCCAGUGAAGUGGGCAGCACAGUUCGCCUGCUGGUUACACACAUUCAUACUCCAACGCAUUUGUAUGCACAGCUUGUGGAUGAGAAUAUAAAGACACCGCUUGUGUGGAGCAGCAAAGAUGUGCCCGAGCCGGAGCGUAAAUUUAAACGGCCGCCUAUAGAGCUGGAAAUUGUUUUGGCACUGUACAACGAUGGCUGCUACUAUCGCGCGCAGGUUAUGGAAAAGUUCAAGGAUAAGUUUAAGACUGUUUAUAAAAUUUUUUAUAUUGACUAUGGCAAUACCGAGUAUGUGUCUAUAGAAUCGCUAGCGCCGUGCACUGAUGCCAUCAGUCUGAAGCCGCAGCGUGCUCUGAGCUGUUUCAUUUCUGGUAUUAAAUAUAUUACUUCCUCAAAUCCAUUUAUGAACGCCAACUGCGUGGAGUUUCUUAAGUCAAAGCUGCUCAAUGUUGAGGUAGAUGUGUUGCUGUGUAGUCACACGGCCGAUGGUUAUAUCAUAGAACUUCGAAAGCGUUUUUCCCAAGUGCCUCAGCAGUUGAUUGAGCAUGGCUUUGUCGAGGCCAUUACUGAACCGGAUGAGGACAACCGAAGCAACAUUACGUGCUAA